CUUUGAUGAUGGACUAGAAGGAUCUUUUUCAAAAACUGCUGAGACUCCGGUAUGACGGGAGGCUUAUUGUCCUCAGCGGGGAUGAUUACGUAGCCUAAAGUUGUUGUUUUUUAAGUCGUUUGUUAUAUACGCUACUAAUUGCAAACUUUGUCUGGAUUAUAACUCUGUACUUUUUCAGCUGGAAUCUGGGAUCUGAACCAACCUGCGCUAAAAACUUUGUAUUACCCCCAGGAGUCAUCCUUGUGUUUCUAAAAUGCUCCUCAGCCGCUUUGUUGCUGUGUUCAUUUUAUACUUCACAGCUGGCUCGGGGACCACAGUACAUGACAGCUCCAAUGACUUUGUAGAAGAAGACUAUGCCCCUCAACUAGACUACAAAGAUCCACACUGGUGUCAUUCUCCGGGUCUGACCAAUGGAGAGGUGACCUGCCACUCCCCUCAAGGCGGUGCCCAUAGGAGCACGUUGGGCACCCGCUGUGAGAUGAGCUGUGAUCAAGGAUACCGUCUGCUGGGGAAGAGCUCCAUUCAGUGCCUCGCCAGCCGACGCUGGUCUGGGACAGCUUACUGCCGCAGGAUGCGAUGCCAUGUGCUGCCCCUCAUUCCUCACGGCAGAUACACCUGCACUAAUGGCUUCAUGGUGGACUCCAGGUGCGACUUCACCUGCGACCCAGGCUAUCGCAUUGAGGGGCAACACUCACGCACCUGUGAGCGCAAGGGAUCGUGGAGCGGAGCACAGCCAGAUUGUGAAGAUACAGAUCCUCCAAAGAUCAAGUGCCCUCCGUCCAGACUCAAGGUGGCCGAGCCUGGGAAACUCACUGCUAUGGUGACCUGGGACCCCCCCGCUGCUACCGAUACUGCUGAUAAAUCACUUGAUGUAAUUUUAGUAGGCCAGGAGCCCGGCACUGACUUUAAAGAGGGAGCAAGCAUUAUCCGAUACAAAGUGUAUGAUCAAGCCAGGAACAGAGCGGCCUGCAAGUUUAUUGUACGUGUUGAAGUGAGAAGAUGUCCAGAUCUACCUCCACCUCUGCACGGCUUCCUCACUUGCUCCUCUGAUGGGAAUAACUAUGGUGCAACAUGUGAAUACCAAUGUGAGGGAGGAUAUGAACGGAGGGGCGUAUCUAGUCGUGUCUGCCAGUUCAACCGCAACUGGGGAGGAGACCCUGUCGAGUGUGUUCCAAUGGAGAUUAAAUCAGAUGUAAAGACAGUCUCCGCUCUCCUGGAUCAAUUCUAUGAAAAGAGGAGGCUGCUGAUCAUGUCUGCGCCCAACAUAUCUGACCCAGACUACCAGCUGCAGAACAUCAUGAUACAAAAAUCAGACUGUGGAUUAGACUUGCGGCAUGUAACAGUGAUUGAGCUCCUGGGCUCCUCGCCUCGGGAGACGGGUCGCAUUAAAGAAAGUCUGCUCAGCUUUGAAGUCAUCGAGGGUUUGAGACAAGCAUUCAGAAUUUCCAGAUAUUACUUCAGCAUGUUGCUGCUGGACAAGCUUGGAAUGGACCGCGAACGCUUUAUUACCCCGAUGGCAUCGGAUGAGCUGUUCUCAUACAUCGAUAGCUUCCUGCUGGAUGAAGAGGAGAGAGAGAGACUGGAGCUCCACAGGGACUUUUGUGACUAAUUUAAUAAACCUCUCUGGUUGCCACAGUGAUAUGCUCAUUAGUAUUACCAAACACAAGAUGAGGAAGGACAAACAACCAGAAACCAGGUCCAGAGGGACAUUAGGAGGGAAAAGAGGACAAGAAGGCACUUCCUCUUGUUCAAAUGUGAUCACUACACAACACUGAAGUGCUAGCACUGUUUUCUCUCUCGAAUAAUCAUCUGAAAGGCACGGAGGACAGAAAACGGACUUUACAGCUACAGAAAAUACAGACAAGCCUGAAUAAAACACAUUAGUAAAAGAAGAAAUACAUUUUGAAGCAUAGAUAUAUUAUAAAAUUAGGUUGGAUACAGGAUGUGGAUUAGUAUUUUUUGUUAAGAAGUCCCUGUUCUUGUCCGAUAUUUAAUAAGAACUAAAUCUGACAACCACUUCUGAUUAUAUUAUCAACAGAUUAUUUUUAAAUCCAGCUGGUAUGGACGAUCAAGCAUGUCUUGUCUUUGGGUUUAGUACAUUUUUUAUUGGGUGAACAGAAUAUUCAUGGUAAACACGGCUCUGAUCACACAGUUAAACAUUAAAAUCUACAUUUAUAGCUAUAAAUAGACACAUUUAAUCAUUUCUAAUAAGCUUUUCAUGCAACUCAUAUAUAAAUAUAAUUUGUACACGAUAGUAUUACAAUUUGUUGGAUGCAACUACCAGUUUAUAAUGACUUGUUUUCCCACACAUCAAUGUAAUUCUGUACACAAUUAUAAAGAAAAAGGUGACACAUUACAACUCUUUCUGUGCAUGAGUGUAUCAGUGUUGUGCAUGAAUUUGAAUUGCAAUAAUAUAUAUACAGCCUAAAUUUAAAAACAUAAAA
Molecule: messenger RNA, 2444 nt
Organism: Sander lucioperca (pikeperch)
Lineage: Eukaryota; Metazoa; Chordata; Actinopteri; Perciformes; Percidae
Gene: srpx2
Product: sushi-repeat containing protein X-linked 2
Exons: 10
Coding region: 254-1609 (451 amino acids)
Source: RefSeq, a predicted model, not a curated record